Molecule: messenger RNA, 1403 nt
Organism: Fomitopsis serialis
Lineage: Eukaryota; Fungi; Basidiomycota; Agaricomycetes; Polyporales; Fomitopsidaceae
Exons: 19
Coding region: 208-1152 (314 amino acids)
Source: RefSeq, a predicted model, not a curated record
UUGGCCCCCAAUUGGUACCACUUUGCCCUGGUGAAUCGGGUGAUGCUGUCCAGGUGCUAGCCUAUCACAGUCCGGUCACAGUAUGUGAGCGCAUUGCCAGGCAUACAGAAGCGCGGUAGCGGCGAAUGCAGGCGGACGGCAGUGCAAGGGCCUUGCGUUUUUCAUCCUGCCUGUGCUUUGCUUACGCAGUGCAAGACCACACUCGCCAUGACCAGCUCCGCAAUGUCGUUUGGUAGCGUCUUCGUGUCUCUGAUCGUGGCAUUCAUAGUAUUCGGCAUGACUAUAUGCCAAUUCUGCUUAUAUCGACGCAGUUUUCCUGAUGACGUGACGCGCAUGAAAGCUGUAGUCUACGCUGUGAUGAUGCUGGAUAUCGCACAUACGAUUGUAUGCGUUGCGAUGUUAUAUACGUACCUGGUUCGUUGGCACGGCCUGGAGACGAACCUCGCCUUGCUUCACUGGACCGCUGCAAGCUCGAUCGUAACCAUAGUGCAAUGCUCUUAUGUCUACAGAAUAUGGAUCCUCAGCGAGAGGUCCUUUAAAGUGUUGUUGAUCCCUAUCUUACUGACUGUCGUCCGUAUAAUCGUUGGCUACGUUACGGCAGUGGCUAUGUUCACCUUGCACGUCUGGCCACAAUAUCGCAAGAAUCACGUCGCGACGGUCGUAUUGUCUGUGGGACUUGCAUCCUCGGCUGCGAAUGAUAUAGUCAUUACUGCAAGUCAAGUAUACUAUCUUCACCGAAGGCGAACUGGACUUCGGGGGACGGGAUAUAUCAUCCGGACUGUUAUGUUCUACGCGAUAAACUUGGGAGCUAUGACAAUGUUGUUCUCGAUAGCUGUGCUGUUGACGUUCGUUCUUGAUCAGAGCUCCCUCUUAUUUGGCGGUCUCAUCGAACUGCAAAGCAAGUUAUUCGCAAAUUCGCUGCUUAUCAACAUCAAUGCGCGACGAACUCUUCGUAUAAAUCAACCAAGCGCUGUCGACAUCGAUCCUCCUAAUCUCGAGGACAUCGUAUCAGCCCAGACAGACUUGUUACCUGCAGGGCGAAACCAGGCAUCGUCGAGUCAGCGCGGUCCGAAGUACGAGCACUCGCAACGCGAAUCCGGGCUAGCCACGCUUCAAUCCAAUCAGUCUUUCUCGGUGGAGCUGGAUGUAUGAUGCUAAAUGCUGGCAUGUUUGGCGCUGAAGAACCUUCUCUGUAAGUAUCAACUUAUCACAAACAAGAUCCGGGAUAGAAAUUCAUCGAAGGCAGACUGGAUACCUGAGUAGCGCUGUGAUGUGACGGAGGCUAUUGCUGUAAAGAAGCGAUGAUCGUACACGACAGAUUGGGUGUCUUGUUCAGCGCGCUGGCUGUAUGUGGCAAUCAAUAUCCCUCGCAGCGUACUGAGCAGUAUACGAAGUAUUCUGCU